Molecule: messenger RNA, 582 nt
Organism: Neoarius graeffei (lesser salmon catfish)
Lineage: Eukaryota; Metazoa; Chordata; Actinopteri; Siluriformes; Ariidae
Product: C-X-C motif chemokine 11-6-like
Exons: 4
Coding region: 66-353 (95 amino acids)
Biological process (GO): chemokine-mediated signaling pathway; cellular response to lipopolysaccharide; inflammatory response
Cellular component (GO): extracellular region
Molecular function (GO): chemokine activity; CXCR chemokine receptor binding
Source: RefSeq, a predicted model, not a curated record
GGGCUCUGGACGAAAAUCACCACCGGAAUCUUCUCAGUAAGAGUCUGUGCAAGAUCAAGAGGAAAAUGAAGUCUGCUGCAGUUUUUGUUGCAGUUGCAUGUCUACUCUUUGUACAUGUACAAGGACAAGCAAGGACCAAUUCAAGGAGGUGUUUGUGUCAGGGUUCUCUGGUUAACACAGUUCAUAUAAAACGGAUUGACAAGAUUGAAUUUUAUCCUGCAAGUGCAUCUUGUCAGAAUGUGGAAAUUAUUGUCACUCUGAAGAACAGUGCAGAACAAAAAUGUCUGAAUCCAGAAUCUGAAUUUAGUCAGAAACUCAUCACCAAAACCAUUAAAAAAAGGAAUGCACAUUAAAGCACAUGCUGUGAUGCUACUGAACUGAUGUGAAACGAUCCUGUAUAUGUGACAACAUUUUCAAUUCCUGAACUGAUAAAGCUUAUUCCUAUUUUUUUUGUCCUUAAAUAUUCUAAAAAAAACUGAACAUUUUCUAUAUUUGCUGUUUACUUUAUAACUUACGACUGUAUAAUUGCUGGAUACUUUUUGAAUAUUUUUAACAAGACUUUUUUUUUUCCUUUUCAUAUAA